GGCGGGGGGGCGGUGACAGCUGACAGCGGCCCGCCCGAAACUUUCCCCGCCGGUAAAAUGGCGCCGCGAUGGGAUAAACUUUGUGGGGCGGGAAAGGGGGGGGGUUGUGGCGGCGGGGCGCGGCGGGCGGUGGUGGGUCACAGCAGCCGCACCCCCGCGGGGAUCGCCUCUCCGGGAUCGCUGCCCUUCGGGAUCUUGCAGGGAUCUCCCGCCGCCGGGAUCCGCCCAGCCCCGCCCCACGGAGAUCAGCCGGGAUCCGCUUGCAGCGGGAUCCGCUCGGUGCGGAUCCCGCGGGGUCUCCCCGGAGCGGGAUCCGCUCGGUGCCGGUGCUCGGUGUCCGGGCUUGGCCUGGCAGGCACGAGGGCGCUCCCAGCUCUGGGAUACCCGCUGGAUCCCCGGUGAUCCGCUCGGAGCGGGAAAAACUUGGGAUGUGGAUCCAUAAGGCUCCGCUGGGACCCGAGGGCUGGCCGGGGGAGCGGCGCCGGGAGCCGGGCAGCCAGGAGGCCGUGCUGCGGGCGCUGGACGCGGGGCUGGAGCGCUGCCUGGCGCUGCACUCGGCCGUGCAGUGCAUCCCCGUGCCCCGGCACAGGAAGCUCUCGGGCAAGGCGGGCAUUGAUGAGGUGAUGGCAGCUGCGGUGCUCACCAGCCUCUCCGCCAGCCCGCUGGUGCUUGGGCACCCACCGGCCACUCAUGCCCCAGAGCCUGGCAGCGAGGUCUGGAAGGAGGCUCCUGCCAUGUCCUCCAGCUGCAGCAGCAGCAGCAACACCAGCGGGGACUGGAGCUGGGACCCCUCCAGCGACCGAUCCACCCCCUCCACCCCCUCACCCCCCCUCUCCAGCCACGUCCCCAGCACCUUCCUGCCUGGCCCACUGCCGGAUGAGGGCCCUGAUGAGCCUGAUGGCACCCACUUCGUCUUUGGAGAGCCCACCCCACGGAAGAGGAAGAACUCCACCAAGGUGAUGUUCAAGUGCUUGUGGAAGAGCUGCGGCAAAGUCCUCAGCAGCUCCUCAGGGAUGCAGAAGCACAUCCGAACCAUGCACCUUGGCCGGAAAGCCGACCUGGAGCAGAGCGAUGGCGAGGAGGAUUUCUACUACACGGAGCUGGACGUGGACGUGGAGGCGCUGACCGACGGGCUCUCCAGCCUCACCCCGGUCUCUCCCACCUCCUCGGUGCCUCCCGCCUUCCCCGGCCCCGAGGCUCCUCUGCCCCUCCUCGACCUGGCCCUGGCCUCCCCCUGCAGCCCCCCGGGCCCCCCCGGCCGCUGCCACGUCCACACGGACCACGCGUACCAGGGCUGCCGGACCCCCCCACGGCCGCCGGUGUCCCCCACUGUCCCCACCCCGCCACCACCCAAGCCACCGGCCGUGCCCAGGCGGCCGCGGGGGGAGGCCAAGAAGUGCCGCAAGGUGUACGGCAUGGAGCACCGGGAGAUGUGGUGCACGGCGUGCCGCUGGAAGAAGGCCUGCCAGCGCUUCCUCGACUGACUGACGGAGCCCCGCCGCUCCCUCCUUCUUGCACAUUUUGCACUCGAGGUGCCUUCGCGCCCCCCCGGCCGCCCCCCGGACUCAGGGAACGGCCCCCCGAAAGCUUUAUGCACACACACAGCCCCCCUGCCACGGAGCUUGUCCCCCCCGCCUUGUUUUCCCUUUGAAAAUAAGCUAAAUCCAUCAAUCCAAGCCCGCUCCUUGCCGGGGGGGGCUGGCAGGGGGUGUCUGGCUGCUCCCGGCCCCCUCCCCGCUCCGGUUUGGGGACCCCCAUGGCUGAAAUAAGCUGUGCCUGUGGCCGGCAGGGGCUCGCAAAAGGGGGUGUCUGUUCCUGCCCCCCGCCUGCUCCCGGGGGGCAGCCCCAGUGCCCAGGGCAGAGGUGGGCGCCUGCCCCCCCCUCGCCCCCCCCAGGGGGGUUUUUACUCUUUGUAAUGUCAUUUCUCUCUCUCGUUUUGGGGAGCCCCUGCCGGGGCGAUGCCCCGGGGAAGUGCCUGCAGGAAUGCGCCCAUUUGCACUAAGCCAAACUGCACAAAGAGGGGUCUUUUUGUUUUCCUUUACUUUUUUUUUUUUUUCCUUCGUGUGGUUUUUAUUUUUUAAAUAAAAUAUAUGAAAAUUGGUAUUUUUACCUACUCCCUCCCACAGCACGAGAGCGCGCGGGCCGCGGCGCUGCGGCAGCGGGGUGCCUCCAGCCCUGGGCGGCUUUCAAGGGGUUUCAUUCACUUUAAACCCCCUUUUUACCCAAAAAACCCCCCCAAUUUUCCCCUCAAAACCCUUUCUCCCCUGUUGUCCUGUCAUUCUCCAGCCCAGGCAGCAGCUCGGGUUUGGCCAGGCCGUGGCAGCCUGCUCCUCUCCCCACGCAGGGAGGGGACAGGGGGUGGUGGCCCUGCCACCCUCCUGCCCUGUGGGAAGGUUCCCUUUGCAUCAGGGACCCCCCAUUGCAGGGUCCCCCCUUGCAGGGUGGGACACUGCUUCGGCCCCGUGGGUCAGGCUGGUGCUGUGCCCCCACUUGUCCCCUCCAGGGAUGUGAUGUAUCAGAUCCAAAAGGAAAAAAAAAAUAAAUA
Messenger RNA from Onychostruthus taczanowskii (white-rumped snowfinch), 2545 nucleotides. It is a transcript of the gene SLC2A4RG, whose product is annotated as SLC2A4 regulator. Lineage: Eukaryota; Metazoa; Chordata; Aves; Passeriformes; Passeridae. Gene Ontology annotation, cellular component: nucleus. The transcript is spliced from 8 exons. Gene Ontology annotation, biological process: regulation of transcription by RNA polymerase II. Bases 429 to 1484 code for a protein of 351 amino acids. The record is from RefSeq and is a predicted model, not a curated record. Gene Ontology annotation, molecular function: RNA polymerase II cis-regulatory region sequence-specific DNA binding; DNA-binding transcription factor activity.